GGGCGGCCAGAGCCCGUUCUGUCGGCGGUCUCGUUGCUGUGUUCGUGCUCCUCCGCCCGUUCUCGCCAUGCCGCUGCCCCGCUCCUCGCCGCUGCUCCGCGCUCUGCUGCUCGGCCUCCUGCUGCGCGCCGCUGCCGCCGAGUCGGUGAGAGAAACAGAGACCAUAGAUGCCCGAUGGCUUGAGUAUCCUGCCUCCGGAGACUUGCCAGAUGAUGAAGACAUUGGUGAAUUCAGGCCUCACUUAACUUCUGAUGAGUUAGAGAUAGAUGAGGCAUCUGGGUCUGGAGACUACUUGGACUCUGAAGAUGCCAUAUAUCUGACCACCAUGGAUGCUCCUGUGAUAUCUGACAACUAUAUCCCUGGAGAUACCGAGGGGAAGAUAGAAGGGAAUGGGAAAAACACAAUGGUGGACAAUGAAAUCAUUCCAGGCAAAGCUGUACCUGUUGAAGAGAACCUGCUCAACAAGAUCUCUGCAGCAAGUACAGCCAACAGCAGCAUCUUUGAAAGAACAGAAGUCCUUACAGCUCUCAUUGCAGGAGGGGCGGUGGGCCUCCUGUUCGCUGUCUUCCUGAUCCUCAUCUUAGUCUAUCGCAUGAAGAAAAAGGAUGAAGGCAGUUACGACCUUGGGAAGAAACCCAUCUACAAGAAAGCCCCAACAAAUGAGUUCUAUGCUUAAAGCUCAGCAGCACCUUGUGCCCAUCAAGGGACAAACAGACUGUAUGGAAACACUGUGCCCUCAGAUGAGAUGGGCUGAACAAAUACUCUUUUUUGGAUUGAAUUUCAAAGUGACUUUGAGAAAAAACAAACUUCCUACGUGACCCUUCCCAUCCCACUCAGCCACCAAGGGCCCAAUGAAAUACAAAGAGUCUGAAAAAAAAUAAA
This is a messenger RNA of Melopsittacus undulatus (budgerigar), 882 nucleotides long. RefSeq names its product syndecan 4 (gene SDC4). The record is from RefSeq and is a predicted model, not a curated record. The coding region runs from base 68 to 676 and encodes 202 amino acids. Gene Ontology annotation, biological process: cell migration. The transcript has 5 exons. Gene Ontology annotation, cellular component: cell surface; membrane. Lineage: Eukaryota; Metazoa; Chordata; Aves; Psittaciformes; Psittaculidae.